UUGCAUUUCUCCUACUCGCCACGUGGCGGCGGGUGCAGCCUUCAGGGCCCCUAACCCCGCACCCGGGCUGCGUAGGACAGGGGCAUCCACCCGAAGGCACCCGGUUUCGGGUCCGGAGCCCUGAACCCACUGACAUAGUCUCGGGUAGGGACUCCAUCAGCUGUGGGUCCUGCCCCUUCCCCGAUGUCCACCCCUACCGUAAAGCCUGUGCCUGUUCCCCGCCCCCUCGGCUGGUCCCGGGGAGGGGAAGGGGCGGGCAGCGCAGGGGGUGUGACAGCUCCCGCCCGGAUCAGUGCCAGCUGCAGCUUCGCUUGAACGCCCUGUGCCAGCUGGCUCUUACAUCUGGGACGGAGGCGGAGGCUCAACGCUCUUAGUCUUUGGGGAGGGGUGGGGGUUCCCCCCCAGCAACCCCUUCCCCCCCCAGCCUUCUACUCACCCAGGACGAGCCCCUCUGCCUAGCCCGGCAGCUUGCUACUCCGGACUACCUGUCCUGCUGGGAACUGGCCCUUCGCUGCAGCCCGGGUGGCACCGACAGCCCUCCAGGAUUCCCGGGCAGAGCUGUGCUGGAGCGCGCCAGGGAUCCUCCACAACCUCUCGCUAGAGCGUGCACCGCUGUGUGAGCUGGAGAAGAAACAUGAAGGUCAGCUGGCCAGGUGAGAACCACUGGCAGGUGGGCCCAGCUGUGGUGGAGAGUCCAGCGGUGGGGACACCGCAGGUGGCAAGUCUCCCUGACGUGGUCCCGGAGGGCACGCUGCUCGAGAUGGUGCUGAAGAGAAUGCACCGUCCCCGGUGCUGCUCCUACCAGCUGGUGUUCGAGCACAGGCGGCCCAGCUGCAUCCAGGGACUUCGCUGGACACCACUUACCAACAGUGAGGAGUCCCUGGACUUCAGUGUGAACCUGGAGCAGGCCACCACAGAGCGUGUGCUCAAGGCAGGGAAACUCCUGCACCGCCAUCUCCUGGCCACCUACCCUACCCUCAUCCGAGACAGAAAAUACCAUCUCCGACUAUAUCGACAGUGCUGCUCUGGCCGGGAGCUGGUGGAUGGGAUUUUGGCUCUGGGGCUUGGCGUCCAUUCACGGAGCCAAGCUGUGGGCAUCUGCCAGGUGUUGCUGGAUGAGGGCGCCCUUUGCCAUGUAAAACAUGACUGGACCUUCCAGGACCGAGAUGCCCAAUUCUACAGGUUCCCUGGACCAGAGCCAGAGCCUGCAGGAACCCAUGAUUUGGAAGAGGAGCUUGUUGAGGCAACAGCCCUGCUCUCGCAGCGAGGGCCCGAUGCCUUACUCACUGUGGCGCUCCGGAAGCCCCCAGGUCAGCGAACAGAUGAAGAACUGGACCUCAUCUUUGAAGAGCUGCUGCACAUCAAGGCGGUGGCCCAUCUCUCCAAUUCCGUGAAGCGGGAAUUAGCUGCUGUUCUGCUCUUUGAACCACACAGCAAGGCAGGGACUGUGUUGUUUAGCCAGGGGGACAAAGGCACCUCGUGGUACAUUAUCUGGAAGGGAUCUGUCAAUGUGGUGACCCACGGCAAGGGGCUGGUGACCACAUUGCAUGAGGGAGAUGACUUCGGACAGCUGGCUCUGGUGAAUGAUGCACCUCGGGCAGCCACCAUCAUCCUCAGAGAAAAUAACUGUCACUUUCUGCGUGUGGACAAGCAGGACUUCAACCGCAUCAUCAAGGAUGUGGAAGCGAAAACCAUGAGGCUGGAAGAGCAUGGCAAAGUGGUGUUGGUUCUGGAAAGGAGCUCUCAGGGCACUGGCCCUUCCCGACCCCCAACCCCAGGCAGGAACCGGUAUACAGUAAUGUCUGGCACCCCAGAGAAGAUCCUAGAACUCCUCUUGGAAGCCAUGCGACCAGAUUCCAGUGCUCAUGACCCAACAGAGACAUUCCUCAGUGACUUCCUGCUGACCCACACUGUCUUCAUGCCCAGCACCCAGCUCUUCGCCGCCCUCCUGCACCACUUCCAUGUGGAGCCAGCAGAGCCUGCUGGAGGCAGUGACCAGGAACGGAGCACCUACAUCUGCAACAAGAGGCAGCAGAUUCUGCGGCUAGUCAGCCGGUGGGUGGCCCUGUACGGCCCCAUGCUCCACUCAGACCCCGUGGCCACCAGCUUCCUCCAGAAACUCUCAGACCUGGUGAGCAGGGAUGCGCGACUUAGCAACUUGCUGAGGGAACAGUGGCCAGAGAGGCGGCGGCACCACAGGUUGGAGAACGGCUGUGGGAACGCAUCUCCUCAGACCAAGGCCCGGAAUGCACCUGUUUGGCUUCCCGGCCAGGAGGAACCCCUCCCAAGCAGCACCGGUGCCAUCCGAGUUGGGGACAAAGUCCCCUACGACAUCUGCAGACCCGACCACUCGGUGCUGACCCUGCAGCUGCCUGUGACAGCCUCCGUGAGAGAAGUGAUGGCAGCUCUGGCCCGUGAGGACCACUGGACCAAGGGGCAGGUGCUGGUAAAGGUCAAUUCCGCAGGCGAUGUCGUUGGCCUGCAGCCAGAUGCCCGCGGCGUGGCCACCUCGCUGGGCCUCAACGAGCGGCUCUUUGUUGUUAACCCACAGGAAGUGCAUGAGCUGACCCCACACCCUGAGCAGCUGGGGCCCACUCUGGGUUCUUCUGAGAUGCUGGACCUAGUGAGUGCCAAGGACCUGGCCGGCCAGCUGACAGACCAUGACUGGAACCUCUUCAAUAAGAUCCACCAGGUGGAGCUGAUCCAUUAUGUACUGGGCCCCCAGCACCUGCGGGAUGUCACCACGGCAAACCUGGAGCGCUUUAUGCGACGCUUCAAUGAGCUGCAGUACUGGGUGGCCACAGAGCUCUGCCUCUGCCCUGUCCCUGGCCCCCGGGCGCAGCUGCUCCGGAAGUUCAUCAAGCUGGCAGCCCACCUCAAGGAGCAGAAGAAUCUCAACUCAUUCUUUGCGGUCAUGUUUGGCCUCAGCAACUCCGCCAUCAGCCGCCUGGCCCACACCUGGGAGCGUCUGCCCCAUAAAGUACGGAAGCUGUACUCCGCCUUGGAGAGGCUGCUGGACCCCUCAUGGAACCACCGAGUGUAUCGAUUGGCACUCACCAAGCUCUCCCCUCCGGUCAUCCCCUUCAUGCCCCUGCUUCUCAAAGACAUGACCUUCAUCCACGAGGGGAACCACACGCUCGUAGAGAACCUCAUCAACUUUGAGAAGAUGCGAAUGAUGGCCAGAGCUGUACGGAUGCUCCACCACUGCCGGAGUCACAGCACUGUGCCUCUGUCACCGCUCAGAAGCCGAGUUUCCCACAUCCACGAGGACAGUCAGGCGUCAAGGAUCUCCACAUGCUCCGAGCAAUCCCUGAGCACCCGGAGUCCAGCUAGCACCUGGGCUUAUGUCCAGCAGCUGAAGGUCAUCGACAACCAGCGGGAACUGUCCCGCCUCUCCCGGGAGCUGGAGCCAUGAGGAGGGACUGGGCGGAGCAGGCACGUCUCUCAGAGAAAGCCAGAGCCUGUGGGGCCCGAGAGGUCCAGAGGCCAGCCACAGCUGGGCAGGGCUCUCCAUGGACCGGACUCAAGGCCCUGGAGUGGGCAGUGUAGAGGCAGCUGUCCGCUGUGAUGAGUGUCGGCGAAGGAGAUCUUUGAUGUGGAACUGAGCUGGCCACAAGGCCAAGGAAAAGGGGACAUUGAGGCCCUGGCGUGGGUAGGAGAGCUGGGAGGUUCGGGACUCUGUGGUUCCAUAGAGAGCUCUCUGGCCAGGCUUUUUGCACCAUCUGUACGUGCCGCUGUGCUGCCCAGUGGUCGCCAGGCCCCGCGCUUGUUUUUCACAGGGGUCAGAGAGCUCACAUCUGUAUGAUGUAUGUGCUCUGGGUGGGGCCUUGCCCGGAGAGGGUGGGGAGCUCUGCUUUUCUCUCCACACAUCUGAGAUAAACAGCUGGGUGUAGGCAGGGCGGUUGCUAGAGUGGUGGUCCCUGAGGAGCUGUAUUGUUCCCAUAAAUUAACAAAGCUGUGUGUGUUCUACA
Molecule: messenger RNA, 3971 nt
Organism: Onychomys torridus (southern grasshopper mouse)
Lineage: Eukaryota; Metazoa; Chordata; Mammalia; Rodentia; Cricetidae
Gene: Rapgef3
Product: Rap guanine nucleotide exchange factor 3
Exons: 28
Coding region: 635-3415 (926 amino acids)
Biological process (GO): Ras protein signal transduction; positive regulation of GTPase activity
Cellular component (GO): plasma membrane
Molecular function (GO): guanyl-nucleotide exchange factor activity
Source: RefSeq, a predicted model, not a curated record